GGCUCCGCCGGCUGGUGCGUGCCGAGAGGGCCUGGCGCUGCUGCGCGUGCGGCGCCCGUUGCCCCCCGCCCGGAAGGAAGGAAGGCCGGAAGCGGCUCUCGCGCCCUCUGCGGCUGCCUCGUCCCGCUCGCCGCCAUGGCGGACUCGGCGCAGAACGGGCCCAUGCAGGGCGGCGCCGGCGGAGGGGCCGUGCAAUUUCUGAUGUCUAAUAAACUGGACACAGCAAUGUGGCUGUCCCGGAUAUUCACUGUUUACUGUUCGGCUUUAUUUGUCCUGCCUCUUCUAGGGUUGCACGAAGCAGCGAGUUUUUAUCAACGUGCCUUGCUGGCAAACGCCCUUACCAGCGCUCUGCGGCUGCACCAGAGGCUGCCGCACUUCCAGCUGAGCAGGGCCUUCCUGGCUCAGGCACUGGUGGAGGACAGCUGCCACUAUCUCUUGUAUUCCCUCAUCUUCGUGAAUUCCUACCCAGUGACAAUGAGUAUUUUCCCUGUUCUCUUGUUCUCUUUGCUUCACGCUGCCACCUACACGAAGAAGGUCCUGGAUGCGAGAGGUUCAAAUAGUCUUCUUUUUCUACGAAAUCUCUUGGACAAAUUAAAUGCUAAUCAGCAGAACAUCCUCAAAUUUAUAGCUUGCAAUGAAAUCUUCCUGAUGCCAGCAACUGUGUUCAUGCUUUUCAGUGGGCAGGGAAGCUUGCUGCAGCCCUUCAUUUACUACAGGUUUCUCACGCUGCGAUACUCCUCCCGUAGAAAUCCUUAUUGUCGGACUCUCUUCACUGAGCUGCGGAUUGUCAUUGAGCAUGUGAUCAUGAAGCCGUCGUGUCCCGUCUUCGUGCGCCGGCUUUGCCUCAGCAGCAUUUCCUUUAUCAGCAGACUUGCGCCCACAGUCUCAUAGCCAGCUUCUGGCCGGCAGAUGGGUGCGUCUAACGAACAUUCAGAGCAGCUGGGGUUUGUAAAAUUCUGCAUCUCGCUCAAGGUUGUAUGAAAAUCUGUCAUUUCUCUUCCAAGAGCAUCUUCUGUGAAUUGUAUCCUAUGUUUAAAGAAACAAGAAAUUUAAUCUUGGUUUUCAAGAAGAUUUUGCUGUGCUUUUGUGAACAAUGAAUGGCUCUGUCUUGGACAAGAUACUUCUCAAGGCAAAAAAAACCCCCAACCAUGCCUGCAUUGUACAAAAUCGCCCAUGUGCUGUCGUGUCUGUUUUUGUCAGUACUGAAUGAAAAUAUUUUAUUUAAAAAAAGAGUGUCCAGGCAGUGCACAUUGGAUUGUGUCUAAUGAGCUUAAGGCUCUGCUGCAGCAUAAUUGUCCAGUCUCUUUGGGGAAACAAAUUGGAAUAUCUAUAUAUGCAGUACGUUUGAGUCAGUAUUCCUUCCAUUCAAUAAAUGGAAGAAUUUGCUCAAGUCAGCCAGUCUUUGUAGUCAGUACAAAUCAGAAUGUGAACAGCAUCUGAGUUCAUUCAGAUUUAUUUGACGCUUUUUCAAAUGCAUAGCUCCCUCCCCUCCCCGUAACAUUUAUUUCUUUGGAACAUAAAUAUUUCUCUAGACCGUAGAAAUGCACCGCUGUUUUCACUGUCUUCCAGAUGCAGGAAUCUUAAAAACCCCGUCCUUAAGGUGGUUUUGAAAGAUCUCCUUAAUGCCAGUGGUUGUGGACUCCAGUUUAUCUUGGGAAUGACCGUGAUCCCGGGCAAGUAAAAGUUAAAACAGCUUCCAACACAAGGCUCCGGUUUCAUUCUUCACCCGUCCCCCGCCUCAAGUGUCUUAGGGCCCCGAUCCUAAACCUGUUUUGGGACAUAACACACGGCACUCUGAAAUCAGGAGGAUGCCGUUCCAAAUACUGGGCACAGUCCUGCUGUACUUGGGCAUGCCACCAGCACCUAGGAGGAUUGCCACGGGCUGCGUCACGCUCUCUUUUGCCCGUGGAGGGGAGCAAGGGCAGGCUUUGUGCUAGCCCCUUGUGGGGAGUAAGAGGUCUGGGCGUGCCUCCCAUCUCCUCUGCCCGCCCACCCAGCCCCUGUCCCUCCGCCCUGGUCAAGGAACACUCGGUCUAGCUGGGUUUCUUGUCUGAGUCAGAAGGGUGUACUAAGCAUGCACGAAGUGUGCACAGGCUUGGGUUGCAUGGUAAAUUUCCAUGAACGAGUGAUCUUGUACAGAUGCUUCCUCGUGCUACAGAUCCCCAGUUUGCCAGCCGUGCUGUUUCUGAGGGUCUCCUGUCCCCUUGGAGCAGGAAUGGGGGGGGGUGGAUUUAGGCUUGCAGAGGAGGGGGUGAGGGAGGUGCACGUUGCUGACAAAUAGUGGAGCUUUACUGAAGGAUCCGUUCCACUGACCCCAAAGUCACGUGUCGGCUUGGCCUGCUGUGUACCCAUGGUGUGGGCAAGCAGAGCUCUCUCCCCCCCUGGUGAGUCCCUCCGCGGGAACUGAGCCUGCACAGGGAAGGAUCAGGGCUAACGUGUUUAGGACAGAGUUGCUCGUGUGUAAAGUAAUGUGGCUGCAGAUACUUCAAGAAGAGCUCUCCUACUUUCAGAGCAGUCACCCAAGGACGGCUGUUCUUAGCCUUGGCUUUCUUGUUUCCUAAUGUUGAUUGUUUAUGGCUUUAGAAGGAGAAACUGCACAGAUUUUAAUUUUUAACACAUGAAUCUGAGCAGCGUUAGUAGUCCAGUUAUUUUAUAUUAAAUUAAAUUAGUCUUAAUAAAAGUAUUUUAAUGUGA
Eublepharis macularius is the source of this 2694-nucleotide messenger RNA. It is a transcript of the gene TMEM33, whose product is annotated as transmembrane protein 33. The record is from RefSeq and is a predicted model, not a curated record. The transcript is spliced from 7 exons. Bases 136 to 891 code for a protein of 251 amino acids. Gene Ontology annotation, cellular component: endoplasmic reticulum; membrane. Gene Ontology annotation, biological process: endoplasmic reticulum tubular network organization; membrane organization. Lineage: Eukaryota; Metazoa; Chordata; Lepidosauria; Squamata; Eublepharidae.